Messenger RNA from Glossina fuscipes, 438 nucleotides. RefSeq lists its product as uncharacterized. Gene Ontology annotation, biological process: regulation of synaptic transmission, cholinergic; sleep; positive regulation of voltage-gated potassium channel activity. The annotation marks the transcript as partial. The record is from RefSeq and is a predicted model, not a curated record. The transcript is spliced from 3 exons. Lineage: Eukaryota; Metazoa; Arthropoda; Insecta; Diptera; Glossinidae.
UGAAUGAAAAUAAAAAGAUUUUUUAAUGUUAACAAAAUGCACAACUUGCUAAUGGUAUUGGCUACAAUUUCUCUGGUGGCAACAGUUUCUGCGAUUAAAUGUUACUCAUGCGAAUCGGUAUACGAGAUCAAUUGUGGUGAAGAUUUUGAAGCCGAACUUUAUUUCAAAUUGGAUUGCGACCAUAUAGCGCCGCCCCGUUACCUGCAAAUUGAUAAAGAAUUUCAUAAUGCCACGGCAUGUGUGAAAAAACUAUACACAGAAAGGGGUAUACAGAAAAUUAUGCGUCAUUGUUUCUUUGGCAACAUUAACGAUACUGAAGCCGGAUGCCGUACAGAUCCCUCGUUGAUGUCUAUACAGGAAUUGGGCUGUUAUGUAUGUGACGAUGAUAAUUAUUGCAACAAAGCCAAUAAUCGAUAUGAUUUUAAAAAUAAUUGGCAA